Messenger RNA from Eimeria acervulina, 3636 nucleotides. RefSeq lists its product as hypothetical. Gene Ontology annotation, biological process: dephosphorylation. Bases 1 to 3636 code for a protein of 1211 amino acids. The transcript has 13 exons. Lineage: Eukaryota; Apicomplexa; Conoidasida; Eucoccidiorida; Eimeriidae. Gene Ontology annotation, molecular function: phosphatase activity. The record is from RefSeq and is a predicted model, not a curated record. Gene Ontology annotation, cellular component: small-subunit processome.
AUGCGCUUCUACGCCACACACUUUGGAAUACGGGAGCCCUAUCAACUCAUCGUGGACGGGACUUUCGUUGCUGCUUGCAUUCGUCAUAAAGUGCAUGCAGCAGAUUUGCUGCCGCGGGUUCUUUGCGGCAAAACCCGCAUGCUGGUGACCCCUUGUAUUAUGAAAGAACUCCGCAGCCUCCCUGGAGCAGAAGGGGCCGCUGCACAAGCCAAGCGCUACCCAAGGUAUCCGUGUAAGCAUGAAGAGGAGGCAGCAGCUGCAGCAGCAGCAGCAGCAGCAGCUGCUGCUGCUGCUCUUGCAACACCAGUGGUAGAUGACUCAGACGCAACAGCAGCAGCAUCAGCAGCAGCAGAUGGCGCAGCAGCAACAGCUGCUGCAGAUCCUGCUGCUUCUGCACCUCCAGCUAAGAAGCAAAGGAAAGACAGAGGACAGAGCAGCAGCAGCAGCAGCAGCAACAACAACACUGCAGCAGAAGCAGCAGCAGACGCGAGCGAGCCUCCCCACCCGCAUCAGAAGCAGCAGCAGCAGCAGCAGCAGCAGCAGCAGCGUGCACCCAAAAAGCAGCUAUUUGAAGAUAGCAGCAGCAGCAGCGAUGAAGAGGACCCCUCCCCACCCAGCAGCAGCAACAGCAGCAGCAGCAGCAGCAGCAGCAGCAGCAAGACGCUGAAUAUCCCGAAGCAAAAGUUUCUUAACCACCCGGCAUUGGUUGGAGGGCAGCUGCCCAGCGAGUUUGGGGUUAGGAGACAGCAGCAGCAGCAGCAGCAAAGCAUUGCAAGCGCAGCAGCAGCAGCAGCAGCAGCAGCAGCGCGGCACCUGGGGCAGCUGAACCUUCCGGCUGCUGCUGCGGAGACAGAGGGUGCAGCAGGAAAGGAGACAGACCCUGCUGCUGCUGCUGCUGCUGCAGCAGAGACACUGCCCGAUGCUUAUAGCUGCAUUGUUAGGCUAGCAAACAAACAAGAAGAGCGAAAAAUAUGCGUCGCUACGCAGGACCAAAGGCUUAGAGAAAGACUCAGGCGAAUACCUGGGCUGCCUCUAUUAUUUUUGUUUAACGGAGUCUUGCAAGUGGAGCCUCCGACGAAGUUUUCGCUGAUGAGGGCGCAGCAGAAGCAGCGCAGCAAAACAGCAGGCGCUGCUGCUGCUGCUGCUACUGCUGCUGAGAAGCAACGCCUGGCUAUUCAACGGAAGCUGCAGCUGGAGCAGCAGCAGCAGCAAGGAAAGGACUGCACUGUGCUGCUGCAGCAGCUGCAACAAGAAGAAAUACAGCAGCAAAAGGAACAGGAGAAAGCUGCCAAGAAAAAGAAAAACAACCGGGCGUCAAGAAGGUCCGUUCGCGUCGCUUCAACAAGGCAGAAGGAGACCGAGAAGGGAAGGAGGUUUACAAUGGAGCUAGGGGGGUGCGCAGACAGCAGGACACCCUUAACGGCUCCUCCUCGUAUUGCUAACCCCUUAAAUAUAUCAGACAGUGCUAAACCCUAUCAAAAGGGCUGGGCUUUAGGCGGUGCUUCUGAGCGCUCUCAAACCCCUGGGGGCCCCUGGGGGGCCCCCCAGCAACGGCCGGAUGCUACGGGGUAUCAUGUUGCUUACGACGGGGACCCUCGACAAAGGAGCCGACGAAAGACAGAGUGGAUAUCAGUUUUAUGUCUCCUUCUUUUCUUUGGUGGUUUGGGGGCCCUUUAUUGUCUCCGCUACGUCUCUGAUACUCCCGCCCAGGACAUGGUGCGCCUUGUUGAUGCUUCGCCUGAAAAUAAUUCCUUUCUCUUCCGGUCUCCGAUGCCUCUCGCCCCAGGCGGAGGUUCUAUCCUGAUUGACCGCCUGAAGGCCGCCAUGCAGCACCAAGCAGAGCUUGCGGGUUUUCAGCUGCCUGAGGCAUUCGAACUUAGGGUUUUUCCUCUCGUUUGGGAUGGACAUAACAAUGCUCUGAACGAGAGGUGCGAGUUGAGUCGAGAGGUUUGUUUGUUUGAGGGGAGCAGCAACUCUGCGGUGUCUGUACACCACUGGCCCCUUUACGGGGAAAGUGUAAACCCUUACGACGUCCCUGAACCGAAUCGCAUUGCAAUGGCGAAGAAUUUGGCGUCGUGGUGCGGAGACUUCUUAGUACAGCGGGUAGACCUUCUUUAUACGCAGCUGCAUUUAGGUGCUGCUGCUGCUGCUCCUGCUGCUGCUGCUGCUGCGCCUGAGGCCGGUGCAGCAGCAGCACCGCGUACUCUUGCUGGGGUUGAGACUCAAGACAAUCCGUCUACUGCUGCAGAAGCAGCAGCAACUGCUGCUGCUGCUGCUGCUGCUGCUGCAGAAGCAGCGAAGAAUGCCCAAGCAGCAGCAGCAUCGGCAGCAAAUCUAGCAGCUGCUGCUGCAGCUGCUGCUGCUGCUGCUUCUCCAUCCCACUCUGCAUGCAAUAAGUGCUCAAGCUGCAGCAAGAUGAAGCACUGCCAGAAGCAGAAGCAGCAGCAGCAGCAGCAGCAGCAGCAGGAGCCGCACAAGGUUCACAAUCAUCAUAAAGGCAAGCUGGAGGAGACAUCGGCUGCUGCUGCUUUGACUACAGCAGCCGCAGCAGCAGCAACAGGAGUUGUUAGCAGCCCCACCAGCAGCACCAGCAGCAGCAGCAGCAGCAGCAGCAACAGCAGCAGCAGCAGCAGCAGCAAGAAGGCCACAGUGGUUCUGCUGCACUGUCAUCAUGGUAGAGACAGGACAGGUUUAAUUGUCGGAGCCUAUAAAAUGAAGUACUUAGGGUUUUCGCUUGCAGAUGUCUGGAGAGACAACCGAGCGUUGGGCAUGGAGUUGUUUGAGGCUUUAAAUUCUUUGCUGUGGUUUUGUUUAUACUUGCAAGAGGGUUUAGGUGUACGUACAGCUGAAUGCUUUGAUAUAUAUACAGAGCAGCAGCAGCAAAAUAAACAGCUGCUGCUAAGUGCAAACGGAGAGGGCUUAAGAGAUAUACCCUGGCCUCCAUCAAGGCCCCCAGAAGAGCUGCUGCAGAGACACAAGCAGCUGCAGCAGCAAGAGCUGCAGCAGCAGCAGCAGCUGCUGCAGCAGCAGCAAAAGUUGCAGCAACAGCAGCAACAACAGCCCAACAAACAUGAGCUUUUCUUCAGGGGACCUGCUAAAGAUAAUCCCCUGCAGCAAGACCAGCAGCAGCACCCACAGCAGCAGCAGCAGCACCCACAGCAGCAGCAGCAGCAGCCACAGCAGCAGCAGCAGCAGCCACCGCAGCAGCAGCAGGGGGAGGUGACUGCUGCUUCAACACCUCUAAAUGAAGGCAGCAGCAACAAUGCAAGUGCUGGAGGAGGAGAAAACAAAGAUGACGCUGCAGCAGCAGCAGCAGCAGCACCACGUGAAUCAGAAACAGCAGCAGCAACAACAACAACACCCGAAGCAAAAGCAGCAGCAGCACAAACUCCCGCAGAAGCAGCAUCACAUGAGCAGCAGGCAGGCCCUGUCUCUGAUGCAGCAGCACCAACAGCACCAUCGCCAGCAGCAGAUGCAGCAGCUUCAGCAGCAGGAGCAGCUCCAGCAGCAGCAGAUGCAGCGGCAACAGCCCCAGCAGCAGAAACAGCAGUUCCAGCAGCAGCAGCAGCUCCAGCAGCAGCAGCAGCAGCUCCAGCAGCAGCAGCUCCAGCAGCAGCAGCAGCAGGAGGGAACUAG